Messenger RNA from Xylona heveae TC161, 3306 nucleotides. RefSeq names its product kinase-like protein. Lineage: Eukaryota; Fungi; Ascomycota; Xylonomycetes; Xylonales; Xylonaceae. The coding region runs from base 1 to 3306 and encodes 1101 amino acids. The transcript is spliced from 2 exons. The record is from RefSeq and is a predicted model, not a curated record. Gene Ontology annotation, molecular function: ATP binding; protein kinase activity. Gene Ontology annotation, biological process: protein phosphorylation.
AUGGUUGUUUCGUACUCUCCGCACCGCGAUGCGGGCGGUACUCUUCACUUUCCGUCACCUACGCACAUUCACCACGUCGAUACUUCGUCUGCGCUUCGAAAGCUCCGCCGAUCGCUUUCCCGAUCUCCUUCCAAAGGUCCUACCUUCCGACUCGUCUCGGCCAAAUCGCCAAGCCCGUCUCCAAAAUCUCACCUUUCCUCAUCGCCUCUCUCACCAACACCGCGAUCUGCUGUUGUCAAUCUCAGCGCGCCUUCCUUCAACUGCUCGUCCCCUCUUGCUGUUCCCUUCCCGCCUAGUGCGAGGAUACAUCGACCGGGAGCUCGACGGGCAACCCCAAUGCGGCCGUCUUCGAUGAGGACGUCUCCUCGAAGCCCAAUGAAGCGCGCUCUGAGCGACUCGACUGAUCACGGCAAUGCAGCGCCGACUCCAUCAGCAAGCUUCGCCCUGGGUGGGGAGAAUCGACAGAUGCGAAGUAUUAGCUCUCCAGACAACCUCGAAGGCAAAGAAUAUUCGCUCGACGAGGAAGAUCAAGAUGAUGUCAUCGUGGAAGAUGACAGUGCUCCCGAGGACGAAUCCAUGAAGCUUGAGAAGACCAGCAUCAACCACUUAAAUCUGUUUUCAACCAUUGCAAGCCCUUUGAAAAGAGGCGAUGGAAUCAUGGACAUGGACCGACCGAAUCUGGGUAGCCCAGUUGCAAAGCGACGCAGCGUGCACGGCGCUAGUUUUAUUUCCGACUUCAACGUCUUUGAACCCUCAUCACCAUCGACCGAGCUACGUGAUGAGGCGGCCCCUGGUAUAGAGAUGGGCCAGCCGACCAGCCCUGCACCAGGAGCAGCAUCGCCCUUCUUCUCUUCUUUGCCCAAGAGAUCAACGUCUUUGCGCAAAUCCACACUCCAGCAGCGUCACUUUGAGAAGCCCCUUUUUGCUCGGUCACGUCCCAACCCGGAUUUGGCGCUUGACUUCCCUUCGGUGCCGCAUUCUGGACCCAGAAAUCGUCUCCCCGUCAUGGCGGAUUCGUCUUUUCCACCAAUGUCUCGCGACAGUCCAUUCUAUCCGCACGGAAAUCUCCCAAGCGCCUCAGUACACGCAAUGCCACAGACAAACUCAAGCCGAUUCAUCGACCAGCCAAGUCAUCAGCCACAUCCUCUCUCAAAGGAGAUGACAGCCUCUUCAGCAAGUCCAAGCCUCGAAGAGGACUCACCGACUCACGUUCCAGUCUCCAACCAUGAUCGAGCGAAGAAGCUCGAUUUCUCAAGAUCACUGCCGGUUGGAAUUCCGCGCCCUUUCCCUAGGGAGCCAGCGCAAAAUGAAUAUUCACAAGCUCCUUCAGAUACUUCUUUUGCAACCCCACAAAAUUACAAACUCGUGAAACCUCUGCCAGCGGCGUUCAUGUCCACAGGUUUAAUCUCAAAGAGAAAUCGGAAUCUGGAUGACCAGCAAGCAGGCGGAAACGCAGGAAAGGCACAAAUGCCAGACACACCAUGCAAAAGACCGAUUAACUUCUUCGCCGCUGCUCCCGUUCCGAUGCCAGGAAGUGCCUUGGGAAAGUCUCGCCAAUCCCGUCCUGAAUUUGGUACCCCAUCUACUCCAUUCAAUUUGCAUGCGUCAAGGCAGUCGGGCAGCCGAUACGGUGCUGGGGUGAGCAUCUUUGGCAGUAACCUUUCCAAAGGACCCCUCGCAAGACGAGACAGUUUUGCCAGCAUAGACGGUGAAGAAUUCUCGCAGUCACCCGCAGGCAAGGAUGGCCAGUCCAACGGCGAUUACGAUCUUCCUCCUACGCCGACGAAGCAAGUAUCUUUCGGUGGAUCGAUUAUUCUCAGUCCGAAGCAGUCCAGAUUUACUAAGACAAUUUCUCUUUCUCCAGCGAGUCCACUCAGCGGUCGACACAUGCAGGCGCGUCCUUCGCCCUGUACGCCUCACGAGAACGUUUUGCCCCCCGACCCGAGCAGCCUGUCCAUCUCCGCGCGAAACGACGCGCAGAAGAGAAUUCUACACGCUGGAAGCAGUAGUGUUGAUUCAAUCUUCACCCCAGCGACGCCGACGGCUCCGAAAGAACAGUUUCCGAAUUUCCGAAACCGACGAUCUAGCAUUACACCGAUUAAUGGAUUUGCCGGCAAUGAUGUCGACCCUAGCUUGACAUCCAGAUUUACGGAUGUUGAACUCAUCGGCACCGGAGAGUUUUCCCAAGUUUACCGCGUGACGCAACCUCCGCCUGCGACCGGAUCGCCUUCUUACUUUUCAUUGCCAACGACGACUAGUUCAGCUGCUCAAACUCCAUUGCCAUCUCAAGUGUGGGCCGUGAAGAAAGCCCGGCAGCCAUACGCUGGCCCCAAGGACCGCCAGCGGAAGCUUAAAGAAGUCAAUGUGCUGAGAGCCUUGGGUAAAGGUGAUCAUAUCGUGCAGCUGAUUGAUAGCUGGGAGGAGAAGAAUCAUCUUUAUAUCCAAACAGAAUUCUGUGAGGAGGGCAGCCUUGAUCUUUUUCUCUCUCAAGUGGGCAGAAAAGCGAGGCUGGACGAUUUCAGGAUUUGGAAGAUUCUCCUCGAGCUCAGUUUAGGAUUAAAGCACGUUCACGACUCCGGAUUCAUCCACCUCGACUUGAAGCCGGCGAAUGUUCUCAUCACAUUUGAGGGUGUGCUCAAGAUUGGAGAUUUUGGCAUGGCCACUGCUUGGCCGGCCGCUCCUGGCAUUGAAGGAGAGGGCGAUAGAGAAUAUAUCGGUCCCGAGAUUCUCAUGGGUCAAUACGACAAGCCAGCCGAUGUAUUCGCUCUUGGGCUGAUCAUGUUGGAGAUUGCUGGCAACGUUGAGCUUCCUGACAAUGGCAUCUCCUGGCAAAAAUUGAGAUCUGGGGAUAUGAGUGACGUUCCUAGCUUGACUUGGAGCUCAGGUAGCCAAAUUUUUCGUGAUUCAUCUGGAAAUCCCUUGUCGAGCGAGGAGUCGUUUGAGGACUUUUACGUUUCCGACUCUGGAGAAGACGAUGACCCACCGGCGUUUCUUCGUCACGGGAAGUUGUCUUCAUCUUCAUCAUCAUCCAAGAAGACUAAAUCUUCCUUGGGCCCUCCUCGGAGCGAGUUGCUUCAACCUCCUAUGUUCAUGGUUGAUCCGAACAACGAAGGUGCACUUGACCGCGUGGUGCGGUGGAUGAUUUCGCCGCAACCCGGCGACCGCCCUGUGGUUGAUCAGAUUCUCUCUACAGUCGGCGUACAGUGGACCGAAGCACGACGAAGAGCAGGAGCCACUGUCUUUGAAGGAAACUGGGGACCCGCGGAUGAUGUUCUUACCGACGACGCCGAAAUGAUUGAUGUUUAA